AAAACACUUGUUUUUCAAAUGAAUUGUAUUUGUGUUUCUGUCGUCUGUUAUCUGAAGAAACAAAUGAAAAGCAAUAGUGUUUUGAAUUGAGUGUUAAUUGCGUGCAAUAUAUGGCAAUAUAUGGCAACAAAAUGGUCUCAUAUGUACCGCAUAUGACAUACGGUUUAAUAACAUUUAUAAUUGUUAUGAUUUGUUUGAAUCAACAAAGGAUUCACUCAAUAGACAGCAAUCGACACGAUAUUAAGACAUGGCUUCAAGACAGUGGUCUGAAUGGGAAGACAACAAACAAACUCAUCGCCAGAACCGGAUGCAAUACUUUGAUCAAUUGUGUGGAUGUGAUCACCACUCUUGGCCAACAGUUGGACGGCCAGACAUCGAGUGGUUCCCAUUCCGAAGCCCUCAAAAUUCUUGUUGAAUUAGCCGUCGCUUUCAAGAAUCACACGAUUCUACAGAAAUGGCUCACAAAUAAUAAUAUUGCCAAUGAUUUCAUCCAUAUUCAGAAAUCGGGAUUCUUGUCAUUUGUAACUGGAAAUUAUUUGGCGCCACAGAACUCACGAGUGAAGUUCGAGUGGACAGAUCCGGCAGUCGUCGGCAAUACAAUGACUUUUGUAGUUAAAUUCUUUCAACGAAAUGGUCGUCCGUUUCCGAUAUCGAGUGAAGACAAUCUGAAAGUAGAGAUAAUUCAAGGAUCGCAUGUCAUUCCCUCGUCGACAGAGUUGGGCGGAUGUGAUCCCAGAACUGCUAACACAGCGAGAGUUCAAUUCACUGCCAAACGGUCGGGUUCUUACAGCAUAAGUAUAUUGAUUGGUCCGAAUCCGGCGCACAUUCGCGGCUCUCCUUUCACUGACAUAUACUUCCUGCCGACUAAUCCCUCUCCUCAGGAAACCGGAUUUAUUAACUAUUGCUCGACAGUCAUAUGCACUGAGAAGACACCGCACGCUUUGUUCAUUAAACUUAGGGACAAAUACGGAAACUUAUGUCCCAUUUCUCAGAAUUUUGACGCCAGCGAUGAUUUCUCCGUCGAUUUGGUGGAAAUGUCGUCCGGAAAACCGAUUCAUUCGGCUUUUUAUUGGGAUAUUCAGCCAAAUCUAAGUCGAAUUGCACUCGUCUUAAAGUUAGAUAAGGAAGGCCUUUACAGUGCGGUUGUCUCAUACCGGGGCUCUUCCCUCAAAAAUGGCGAGUUUAGUAUAAUUGUGUUGAACAGCACUGAAUCGGCUUUAGUUCAGAAGCAUUCGAGUAAAAAGAGCCAAACGUCGGGAUUCUCUGCCAAACUAUUGACACAAAAUAACGAUCGACUGAAUAAACCGAAAAAAGUAUUCUGUUAUAUAUCUCCCAAACAGUUAACCAUAAAAGAGUACAUUUUGAAGAUAAUUCCCAAACGAAUUGUCACUUUCCGUUUGUGUCCGUCGACUAAAUUCCAGUUUUCAAAGUUGGACAGCAAUCUAUCGCCGACUGAAGACAAUAGUGAUAUAGCGAACCAAUUGCUUGUUAUCGAUGACGGCUGUCAGCCUCCCAUCGAACUCAUUAGCGAAGAGCGGAACGUAAUCGCAGCCACUUUUACACAAUUCCUAUUGAAUAAUAUCGGCGGAAGUGAAACAUUCAAAGAUAAACAGGACUUCUUCUACUCAGAAGUCAGAAAAUAUCAUCAAAAAAAUUUUCACGAAAAAACUCAGAUCCGAAUCGAUCGGCAAAAGUUGUUGGAAUCGUCAAUGAGAGCGACAAAAGGCUUGACUAUCAACGAGUGGUGUAAGAACUUUGAGAUACAGUUUGUCGGAGAGUUGGGCGUCGAUUGGGGCGGACUUCGGAGGGAAUGGUUUGAGGUGUUGAGCGGAGUUCUCUUUGACGCCAAUCAAACCGAUUUGUUUCAGCGCUUCAAAAACGAUAGACAGGGUUUAGUGCAACCGAAUCCCAAGUCUGAGCUCAAACUCAAAUACUAUGAGUUCGCCGGAAAGAUAGUGGGAAAGUGUUUGUAUGAGUCGGCGCUCGGGAGUAGUUAUCGCCAGCUCGUGAAGGCGCGCUUUUCCCGUUCAUUCUUAGCACAACUCAUUGGUCUUAGAGUUCAUUACAAGUACUUCGAGAGGGACGACCCCGACCUCUAUGUCUCUAAAAUCAGAUUCAUUAUCGAUAACGACGUCGAAGAUAUGGACAUGUAUUUCACUGAAGACGAGUACGACAUGAGUUCGGGAAAACUGUUACGUACUGUGGAUUUGAUACAAAACGGAUCUAAAGUGAAAGUAACGAACGCUAAUAAAUUGCAAUAUUUAGAUGCACUCGCGCUCUACAAACUGUCCACUUCUGUGAGGGAACCGAUUGAAUACUUUCUCAAAGGACUCAAUGACUUAAUACCAGAUAAUCUGUUGUGUAUAUUCGAUGAGAACGAGUUGGAGCUCUUGAUGUGCGGUUCCGGCAAUUACUCCAUUUCUGAGUUUAAGGCCAACCACGCCGUCAGUUGCGGUAAUUACGAGUUCCGUAAGAUUUUGGACUGGUUUUGGACCGCAGUCUCCAAUUUUACCGAUGAAGAGAUGGCACGACUGUUGCAGUUCACGACCGGGUGCUCACAACUGCCUCCGGGAGGGUUCGCGGAACUGAAUCCCAAAUUCCACAUCACAUCUGCGCCCACAUUCGGAGUGUUGCCGACCGCUCACACGUGUUUCAAUCAGAUAUGUUUACCCGAAUACGACUCUUAUGAACAGUUCGAGAGAGCGCUACGACUGGCCAUCAACGAGGGUUCCGAAGGCUUUGGUAUGAUUUGA
This is a messenger RNA of Medioppia subpectinata, 2753 nucleotides long. Lineage: Eukaryota; Metazoa; Arthropoda; Arachnida; Sarcoptiformes; Oppiidae. The record is from the annotation of a GenBank genome assembly.